Molecule: messenger RNA, 4236 nt
Organism: Cyprinodon variegatus (sheepshead minnow)
Lineage: Eukaryota; Metazoa; Chordata; Actinopteri; Cyprinodontiformes; Cyprinodontidae
Gene: thbs4a
Product: thrombospondin 4
Exons: 23
Coding region: 132-2987 (951 amino acids)
Biological process (GO): cell adhesion
Cellular component (GO): extracellular region
Molecular function (GO): calcium ion binding
Source: RefSeq, a predicted model, not a curated record
UGCCUGUGGACAAAGAUACCAUCUCACCUCAGCAGAGAUUUUCCACCAUUGACAUCCUUCUGAUUUUUUUUUUUCCUUUCACUUUCAACAGUCUGCAGUUUGAUGAAAUAUUUUCUUGAGUUGUGCGCUUAAUGGUGGAAAUGAGUUUUAAAGCUGCAGCUCUGUGGCUGCUGCUGCAGCAGAUGCUGCUCACCGUCGCAGGUCAGGGUAUUGUCUAUGACCUACUGGUGUCGCCAGACUGCCUGCCAGACCUGCUCCAAGGAAGCCUGAAGAACAAAGGCAGGGAUGAAGCUUUCCUCCUCUCGUCCUUCAGGCUCCGAAACAAGGCUCCAACCUCUCUCUUCAGUGUGCUCAACCCCAAAGACAACUCUAAGUACCUGGAGUUCAACGUUCAAGCCAAAAUGAACAAAUUAACGCUUCGUUACAAGAAAACUGAUGGCAGGUUUGGGACCACCAGUUUUAACCAAGGCUCCCUGGCAGAUGGACAGGAGCACCACGUCAUGAUGCAUGCCAGCGGCCUCCAGCGUGGCCCACCUCGUCUCAACAUCUACUUUGACUGCAGACUGGUUCAUACUCUGAAUGACCUGCCGGCUGCAUUUGGGUCGCUUCCAUCUGGGACAAACAUGGUGGCACUAAGGACCCUGCAGUCAAAUGAACAUGACGAACUUACAGAUCUGAAGCUGGUUAUUGAGGACAGCAUCGACAAUGUGGCCACCCUGCAGGACUGUAGCAAGGAACCAGCUGAGUCUCUGCACCUGCUGGAGUUCCAAGGAGGCAGGGUGGUGCAAGAUCAGACCUCCACGGAGGAGCUAAAGAGCAUGUUGUCAGAGAUGAGGGAGCUGCUGCUCAAGCAGAUCAAGGAAACAAACUUUCUGAGGAACACUAUUGCUGAGUGUCUGGCUUGUGGACUAGUAGGAAGCCCCACUAACCCUGUUCCAGGUCCGAGUCCCGGGAAGGUGCUGAUGCCUUCCAAUUUGAUUCAGUGCCCAGUGGGGACCUGUUUCAGACAGGACAUGUGUAUCCCCUCAGAGUCAGGGGGAUACAGAUGUGCCGCCUGUCCAGAUGGAUACACUGGAGAUGGGGUUAGCUGUGACGACGUAGAUGAGUGCACCUUUAAUCCAUGUUUUCCUGGUGUCCUGUGCGUAAACACUGCUCCCGGCUUCCGCUGUGAGAAAUGCCCUCUGGGAUACAUCGGACCAGAGCUAAAUGGUGUCGGCGUGUCUUAUGCCAAAUCAAAUAAACAAGUGUGUGAAGACUUUGAUGAGUGUCUGGGCCCACCUGAGAAUGGAGGUUGCACCCCCAACUCACACUGUUACAACACUAUUGGUUCCUUCCGGUGUGGAGAGUGUAAGGCUGGUUUCACUGGUGACCAGUUAACAGGCUGUCAUGGAACCAGACUUUGCCCCAAUGGUCAACCGAACCCUUGUGACAUCAAUGGCGAGUGCAUUGUGGAGAGAGAUGGAAGCAUUAGCUGUGUGUGUGGCGUUGGUUGGGCUGGCAAUGGUUAUGUGUGUGGAAAAGAUACUGAUAUUGACGCUUAUCCAGACGAUAAGCUGCUCUGCAGAGACAACAACUGUAACAAGGACAACUGUGUGUUUGUGCCCAACUCUGGCCAAGAAGACGCAGACAGGGACGGGUCUGGUGAUGCCUGCGAUGAUGAUGCGGAUAAUGACGGCAUCAUUAAUGCAGAUGAUAACUGCUGGCUGGUCCCAAAUGUUGACCAGAAGAACAGUGAUAAAGAUUCCCAUGGUGAUGCUUGUGACAACUGCAGACUAAUUAAUAAUCCCUUACAGAGGGACACUGACAAGGACGGGCUGGGAGAUGAAUGUGAUGAUGAUAUGGACGGAGAUGGUUUGAAAAACAUUCUUGAUAACUGCCAGCGAGUCCCCAACCCAGACCAGACAGACAGAGACAAUGAUGGCGUAGGGGACGCCUGUGACAGCUGUCCUGACAUGGUCAACCCCAAUCAGUCGGACUCAGACGAUGACCUCGUCGGAGACACCUGUGAUGACAACAUAGACAGUGAUGGUGAUGGUCACCAGAACACGAAGGACAAUUGUCCCACUGUCAUCAACUCCUCUCAGCUGGACACGGACAAGGAUGGAAUGGGAGAUGAAUGUGACGAUGACGAUGAUAACGAUGGAAUACUAGAUGGUGAUGAUAACUGCAGACUGGUUCCCAAUCCAGACCAAAAGGACUCAGACAUGGACAAAGUCGGCGAUGCCUGCGAAGGAGACUUUGACAAGGACAACGUGAUUGACAUCAUCGACCACUGCCCAGAAAACGCAGAGGUCACGCUGACCGACUUCAGAGCCUACCAGACUGUGGUUCUGGACCCAGAGGGAGACUCACAGAUAGACCCCAACUGGGUGGUACUCAACCAGGGUAUGGAGAUAGUACAGACCAUGAACUCUGAUCCUGGUCUUGCUGUUGGCUAUACAGCUUUCAGCGGAGUUGACUUUGAGGGAACCUUCCACGUGAACACAGUGACUGACGAUGAUUACGCUGGUUUCAUUUUCGGCUAUCAGGACUCAUCCUCCUUCUACGUGGUGAUGUGGAAACAGACUGAACAGACCUACUGGCAGGCCGCGCCAUUCCGAGCUGUCGCCGAGCCGGGAAUACAACUCAAGGUGGUGAAAUCUAAGACAGGUCCUGGUGAGUACAUGAGGAACUCACUGUGGCACACAGGAAACACAACAGACCAGGUACGCCUUCUGUGGAAGGACCCCAGGAACGUUGGCUGGAAGGACAAGGUUUCCUACCGCUGGUUCCUUCAGCACAGACCGCAGGUCGGAUACAUCAGAGCUCGCUUCUACGAGGGUUCCAAACUGGUGGCAGACACUGGGGCGAUUAUCGACACCAGUAUGAGAGGUGGGAGACUCGGUGUGUUCUGCUUUUCUCAGGAGAACAUCAUCUGGUCCAAUCUUAAGUACCGCUGCAAUGACACCAUACCUUCUGAUUACGAAGAGCUGGAAAGAGUCGACUGAAGGGGGAAGAUUACAGAUUACUGAGAUGGUGGUGGUGGUGGGGGGGUAGCACAAAGAAAGAAGAUGCUGAGCUGCACGGCUGAAGCAAAAAUGUUUAUUGGUCAGAAGAAAUGGGACUAUAUUCAGUGAUAGUGUUUAGUGGAGUUGAACAUUGGACAUUAUAUCAUUUAAAAAUUCAAUAAGCAAAUAAUCAGUUUCUUUUAAUGUCUAUGCAAUAUAUUAUUUUCAGUUUAUCAGUGCUGCACAAAAAGUAAUCUGCUUGAUCUAGCAAAUCCUCUCCAUUAACCUCCCGAUUGAUAAGUACUACUAAGGUGAACAUUUACAUUACAGUCAUUGUUAUGCAUUUUAAGGUUAAAGUAAAAAGUAUGUGGAUCAGCUCUCACUAGUGUUUGAUUAAAUGCUCUUUUGAAAACCACACGUUAGCCACAUGCUUUUGAAGCCACCGAAAAGCUUCUGUUAGGAAACUGAGCUAUCUUAUUACAUCUGAUAGAUCUUAUUCAAAUUAUUGCAUCUCCUCUGAAAUACUUGGACUGCAUGUGCUCUAUAGUAUUGUAAGCAUUUUUAAAGUCUACAGCAACAGAACCUAAUUUUUCAGCCUGUUUCAUAAAAAUGUAUUGAUGUGUUUGUCAAUCAUUACCAGAGCCACCAGUGUUCAAGUAUCCACCAUCUAGCUGUUGAUCUGACGGGAAGUUGGGAAAUUUGGAGGGAGCCCUACUUUUUCAUCACCAUGCCGCCACAUCCAUUGGUUCCAAACAUCCUACCUGGUUUCCUUUAACCUGAAGGGGGUAUCUUUAAAUGUGGGUAGCAGCUGGAAGAUGAAAACUAGGUUUGGGAUUAACUUAACAGGCUUGUAGGAUAACCUUUCAAAAUCUUUAAUAUCAGCCAUGUAAAAAAAAAAGAAGUACUCUUUAAAAUCCAGGCAUUCAGUCAGUAUAAAUAAACCCCAUUAACUCUGAUAGGAUUUAGCUGAUGUGACAUAAACUACAAGCUUAUGGUUUCUCAGCAUCUUUAUUAGGAACACAUGACUAAAAUGUUUCACUUCUAAUCUUUCUUUAAUCUGUGUGCUGCAUAAAUGUGAGUAGCAUGACUAACGGUAUAGGAACAGUAUAUGUACGUUUUUCCUUGGAACUAUACACAGAAGAAGACAUCAGUUGGCGCUUUAUGAAUGUUUUAUUGAAAGACAGGAGAUUCAUGUCAUCUAUAUCUUUGUAUUUCAAACAAAUUUUGGUCAAAUUACUGUUGGUAAUAA